AAUAGAAAAAAGAAGAAACCCAAAGAAGAAGAAUGAAGUUGUGAUUAAGAGAAGAGGCAGAGGGGAGAUAGAUCUUCCCACCUAUCUUUCACUCAUUCUGACACCGACACAUAUCGGUCCCCCUUCCCCUCUCUUCCUCUUAAACCCUAUCUCUUUCUCAACUAUGCCUUAAUCUCAACUUUAAUCUCUGUCCAUUACGCAUCAUUACCUCCUUCCUUUAUUGGGAAACUCCGACUUUUCGUGUAAUUGUACCCGAUUUGCAUUUCCUCGAGAACAAAUAAUAAUAAUUCAAAAUAACUUUCUCCGUCUUGUCGGUCACGUUUUUGUUCCUCGUAGCUAAAAAUCAGCUUUCUUGAACUCCGUAAAGGGAUUUGAAAGUGAUUUUGUGGAUUGUUUGGUCUUUGGGAAGGUGAAAGCUUGAGAUUAUGCAGAAGAAACGAGAGAUCUGUGAGUACAGAGAUAAAUUGGACAAGACCUUGUCUUCUCCUGUACUCACCAAUCACGACUCUCUCAAAUCUCUUCUCAGAAACCAGCUUAAAGAGUGUAAUGAGAAUACAUUGGAUAAAAGAACAGAUGAGGUAUCCAAGUUACUUAGCAAGCUUAGGAGUGUAUCCAUGACGGAUCAUCAUGAUGUUACUAAAUUAACCAACGAUGGUGACUGGAAAUUUUGUUUUUUUUUACAGUUAAAACAUGAUCUUGAAGAUUGCCGUGUUAUGUACCGUGAAGGGCUUGAUGGAAGUCCUUUUCACACUAUGCUUGUUGAAGGUUACAUGGAUGGGCCUAUCCACGAAUGUUUAUGUGUAUCUUGGGAAACAGCUCUCUACAAGAAAUGGUGGCCACAGUUUUCAUUUCCACCAUUCAGGAUCUUAAAAAGCACAUGCUUACAAAAGAUUGGAGUUGGUGAACAGAUUUGUUUAGCGAGGAUGAAGGUACCAUGGCCAUUGACGGACAGAGAGAUUAUUGUGCAUUACUUCUUUUUUGAAUACUUUAUAGAUGACUUAGCCGUCAUCCUUUUGAACUCGAUCUCUGAUUUAGAUGGCAUUGGAAUGUCCUCUAAGGACUUCGUUAUACCUGAAUCACCGGAUGCAGUAAGGAUCGAUCUCGUAGGCGGAUUUGUUUUACAAAAGGUUACUCCACAGAGGAGUUACUUCAGAACGAUAGGGGAGAUGGAUAUAAAGCUGGACUUGAUGCCUCCAUCUCUUAUUAACUUUAUAACUAGGCAGCUCAUUGGCAACGGUUUCAGACUCUAUAAAAAGUCAGUUGCUUCCGUAGCUAAAUUUGAUGAAGAUUAUAGCAGAGCUUUAGAUGAUCCUUUGUACACUAAGAUACGCCAAGCUCUGUAUUCAACUGAUAAAGCAAUCGAGGAAGGACCAAAGUUGGAAGCCACUGAAGUGAAUGGCAAUUCUCAGCCAAAGAAGGAUCAAAAGAAUCAUGGAGAUGCUACUGAAAACAAACCUGUCCAUUAUAGAAAAACUGUUACAGAGAUUGAGGAAGAAGAAGAUUAUGAGGAAAGCGUUUCUUCAGAGGAUGGAAACGAAAUUACCAAGACUGAUGUUUGUAUGAGAAGACGGUUUUGCGUCAGUCCAGAGGUAGAACAAGCGUUAGGGACACUAGAUAGAGUUAUAUACAUGGUUAGAAAUAUAACGCCUGUCCAAGAAGCCGAAGAAUUGUCACCUGAUAGAUCAGAGGACCAGGCAAAUCGAGUAAGUUUAUUAGAAAACAUUAUAAGUGUUCCUCAAAGAUCACAGAGGCAAGAUCACUCAACCUCAACGGUCACACAAGAAGAGACAAGUAAUGGUCAAGAAGAGGAUAGAGAGAAGGAGACAGGACAAGAGCAGGGGAUCGUAAAUAAAGGUAAGAGUUCGAGCUUGCAGAGAAAACGUAAAGCUCGUUGCUUUGCUUUCAGAUCCUGGCUCUGAAGGGGAACCCCAAUUCUUGCAAGAGUAUUUGUGACACGAAUACGAGAGAUAAAAAACUGGAUCGCUUUUUUACCUUUUUACUUGUAAGUCUAUUCUCAUUUGUAUGAUUCAUGCAAAAGUGUGUGCAUUCUUUUUUAUAAACUUGUUUCUUUCGAAAAAAUAACAAAAGAUCAUUAUUAUACGAA
Messenger RNA from Camelina sativa (false flax), 2104 nucleotides. RefSeq lists its product as uncharacterized. Lineage: Eukaryota; Viridiplantae; Streptophyta; Magnoliopsida; Brassicales; Brassicaceae. The record is from RefSeq and is a predicted model, not a curated record.